GACAAUUAAUUAUAACCUUAAAGUUAAAGCUCUAAAAACAGUUCAGAAUUAAUUUUCCUUAUAUUGCUAAUACUAUACUACUUUAGUAUAAAUAUAAACAGUGAUGUUGCUUCCCAAAAUGACAAUAAUAAGAUCAUUGUUUAAAAUAGGCCGACCUUCUCUUUUACUCCGACAAUGUUAUUCUUCGGAAAAUUCAUUGAAGUUAUCUGAACCAGCCGUCCAAAAGUAUCUUAGACAUUUAUUGUUAGAACACGAAGAAAUUUUAAUUAAAUCACGUCGUAACGAUGCAGAAGUUAAACGACUGCGUGAAAUAAAGCCUGUCGUUCAAGUGCUUGAAGAAAGGAUAGCUUUGUUUGACAGUAUCGAAAACCUCAAAGAACUCAAUAAAAAAGAGAAUCAAGAUGAUGAAAUGAAGAAAAUGGUUAAGGAGGAGGCUCAGAUUUAUCUCGCACGCCUCAAAGAAGUAGACAACGACCUCCAGUCAGUUUUGUUCCAACCAUAUUUAACAGAAGGUGGCAUUCUGCUAGAAGUCACAGCGGGCGCAGGCGGUCAAGAGGCAAUGUUGUUCGCGCGAGAGCUAUUCGAAUUAUAUGAAGCUUAUGCGAAUUUUAAGGAAUGGGAAGUAAAUAUAGCUUCUAUUGAAAAGUCCGACAUUGGUGGUAUAAGGAAAGGAUCCAUGCUGAUAAAAGGGAUUGGUGUGCCAGAGCUUAUGAUACUUGAAGCUGGAGUGCACAGGGUGCAAAGAAUACCCGCUACAGAAAAAGGAGGCCGGAUACACACUAGCACAGUGUCGGUAGCAGUUUUGCCGCAACCUAGUGAGAUUGAACUAGAUAUACCAGAUAGAGACAUUUCAAUUGAAACUAAGCGAGCAAGUGGUGCUGGUGGACAGCAUGUGAAUACUACAGACAGCGCUGUUCGCAUCACACAUCUGCCAACAGGCACUGUCGUGGACUGCCAGGAGGGACGGUCACAGAUAAAAAAUAGAGAAAUUGCCAUGCAAAAACUGAGGACACUCUUGCUGCAGAAGCAGGAGGAAGAACAAACAUCCAAAAUCAAUGCAGAGAGGAAAUCCCAGGUUGGUAGCAGCAAUAGAAAUGAAAAAAUCAGAACCUACAACUAUCCCCAAGACAGAGUAACUGAGCACCGGCCAGGUGGUGGUACAGUGCACAACCUCAAAGCUUUCAUGGAGGGAGGUGACCUUCUGGAAGAGCUCCAGGAAUCUCUUCUCCGGGAGGCACGGUAUCAAACCGUCCUGAGUGAAAUAGAGGAAUUCAGUAAGAAAUACGGCCAGGAGGAAGCCUCUACUAGUUAGACUGUAAGUCAUUUUAUUUAACUUACUGUAGACUAUAGAUUAUGUAGUUAAUUAAAACACUGUUAAACCAAAACAACAAAUAUUUAUUUUGUACCAAAUGAACAAUCACAUUUUCAUUUCAACCAAUAAAUAAUCACAUUUCUAUGUUAUGACAGAGAUUCAAAAUAUGUAUUUCACUAAAUACUAAAAUAUUUUCUUACAAAUAGACAUAUGACUGCAAUACAUAGAAUAACAUAAUAUUUUUUUCUGUUUAAAAUAUUUUCAAAGUGUUAAUAAUUAUUUCACGCCACAGUUACCUAUUAGUAUUAGUUGCCAAGGAAACAAGUGAUAUGUGCAGUUUCAGAUGUGAUGCAACUAUACUUACAAUUUAUUGGAAUGUGAAAUAAUCAUUUACAUGAAAUUUACUCUAUAAAAUAUUCACCAAAUCCAAUUCACUCUACAAGCUGGUUUUCGAAACAUUAUUUAAACAAAAACUUUUUGCAAGAAAAUUUAAUCUUAGUUCAAGCAAUAAUACAAAUACACCAGGACGGAAACGCCGACCAAUCUCUCAGAAUUAUGUAAACUUAAUGUACUUAUAAUAUUUAUAAAUAUAAUAUAAUUACUGAAGACUAGAAUAAACUUAACAUACAACAUAAAGUGUUUGCAUAUAUGUAUACGUAUAUUUAACAUAGCUAGAACGAAUAUGGGUCUGUUCCAAUUUGUUGAAAAGCUAACUAUCUUAUAUUUACAUUUAUAUUAUUAUUUACCACCCUCAAAACCUAAUCUGUAAUUCACAAUCAUUGUUGCCACUGAAAGUAAUUAUUACAUAAAUAAUUUAAAAUAAUUUGCUAACUCUGGUGACAUCUAGAAGUGACAUUUUUAAUCAAAAGGGUACUUAUUGUUGAUUGUCAAUAAGGUUACUAUUUCCAUAAAGCUUCAUUUUGAAAUGAACUAUAUCAUCAACCAAAAAUGUAGUACCUUUUAAUUGAAGAUGUCACACAUAUUCUUUUAUUUACUAGCCAUGUUCCUUGUGGCACAUUGGGAGCACGAAAGUAGCUAGAUUCUUUAUAAGACAUCGAAUUAACACUAUGAAUAAACACAUUAUCACUAAGUAUAUCUGAUAUGUGGGAAUGACAUGUAACAGUGGCUACUACUAGUUCUAAAAAUAAUCACCACCUCGAAUCACUUAAAGAAAAAUAUAAUAGAUUUACCAAAUUAUAUUCUAUGUAUUCAAUUAUGUUGAAAGACUUGUAAUGACAUUUUUAUUGGAUGAGGAUGUUAUAAUUUAUAGUAAAUUUAUUGUAAAAACUUGUAAAUACUCCAAUAAAUUCGUAUAAUUUCAUAAAGAAAAAAAUGCCCUUAAUGCCGAUCUUUGUAAAUAAAAUUCAUGAUGACAUUAAUCAACACGACAAUUUAAAGCCAUCAUAACUAUCAUAUCUUGCCUUAGCGGCCUUACAUUAAGCGAGACUUCACACAUACUGGCGAGCCGCGGCAAAAUGAGGCAUGCUGGAGUAAUCACAUCCUUUUUUUAAAUAUAUAAAAUACAAAGAGCUUUGGACAUUUAAAUUUAGGGCAAUUCCAGUCGAGGAU
This is a messenger RNA of Leguminivora glycinivorella, 2881 nucleotides long. RefSeq names its product peptide chain release factor 1 (gene mRF1). Gene Ontology annotation, biological process: translational termination. Gene Ontology annotation, molecular function: translation release factor activity. NCBI's taxonomy places the organism in Eukaryota, Metazoa, Arthropoda, Insecta, Lepidoptera, Tortricidae. The record is from RefSeq and is a predicted model, not a curated record.